AUGGAGCUAUGUCUCGCUUGUGAUGCCUCACCUUAUGGUAUAGGAGCUGUAUUGUCACACAAGUAUGACAACGGAAGCGAACGGCCGAUAGCUUAUAUCUCGAAAACGCUGACAAAAUCAGAGCGAAAUUACGCACAAAUCGACAAAGAAACACUUGCGAUUUACUGGGCAGUAAAGAAAUUCUAUCCUUAUCUCUUUGGACGAAAGUUUACUUUGAUUACGAAUCACCAACCACUUACAUCGAUCUUUAAUCCUUCAAAGAGCAUCCCAGUAACGUCUGAUUCAAGAUUGCAAAGAUAUGCUGUAUUUUUGUCAGGAUUUACAUAUGAUAUUGUGUACAAAAGUACCAAGAAACACACAAAUGCUGAUGCGUUAUCGAGACUCCCUAUGAAGUCAAACGACAACGAUGGACCAGAUGCAUCGGAAAUAUUUAACAUAGAGCAAAUAGAGAAUUUGCCAGUGACCGCAAAAAAAAUUGCAAAAGAAACAAAUAGAAACCCAAUGCUGAGUCGUGUAUACCAACAUGUGACAUCAGGAUGGAUAAAACCAGACGACAAAUCCUUGAUGCCGUUCUACAAUCGUAGAGAUGAAAUUACCACACAACAUGGAUGUUUGAUGUGGGGAAUUUGGGUGAUCAUUCCAACAAAAUUCAGUAAUAUAAUAUUGGAAACUCUUCAUGCGUCGCACCUAGGAGUCGUGAAAAUGAAGGGCAUUGCGAGAAGUUACGUAUGGUGGCCUGGGAUUGAUAAAGAUAUCGAAAACAUCACAAAAUCUUGCACUGGAUGCGCAAAAAUUCAAAACAAUCCAAGCAAAGCACCCGUAUAUCCCUGGCCUUCAGCACCCUGGCAGAGGAUACAUAUCGACUUCGCAGGACCAUUCUUAGACAAAAAUUUUCUCAUCAUGGUUGACGCACACUCUAAAUGGCCUGUAGUUUUCCCGAUGAAUAAGAUCACAUCGUUUAAAACCAUCGAAAUCCUUCGCACGGUUUUCGCAAGAAAUGGAAUUCCAGAGCAAAUCGUUUCAGACAACGGACCACUGUUUACGUCACGUGAAUUUGAUGAUUUUACAAAGAAAACGGAAAUAAAACAUUUCAAAUCUGCUCCAUAUAAUCCAGCAACUAAUGGAUUAGCCGAAAGAUUCGUACAAACUUUCAAACGAAGCAUGAAAUCUAUGAAAAACAACGAAAGGUCGAUCAAUAAAAAGAUUGCGAAUUUCUUAUUGCUGUAUAGGAAAGCGCCUCACAGUAUCACCAAUGAGACACCAGCAAAAUUAUUUCAUGGAAGAAAUCUGCGGACAUGCCUAGAUUUAAUACGACCCGAUACCAGGAAAAUCGUGGAAGACAAAACCAUGAAAAGCGCCGUGGAGGAGAAAGGAACAGUCCGAGAAUUUAAAGAAAACGAUCAUGUAAUUGUGCGAGAUUACAGAAGUAACAACAAAUGGAUUGACGGACAGAUAAGAUCUAAACUAGGACCGUUAUCUUACGAGGUUACAACAAAACAAAGAAGCGUAUGGAAAAGACAAGUAGAUCAAAUGCGCGAUUCAAAACCAAAACCUGAUGAACAAUGUACUGUAAAUUACCCAGUGUCAGAACAAGAGCCGGUAACUGAUGAGACAAACGCGCCAGGUAUCAACGAGUCUCCAGUCAGUCCACAGACAGAUAACGCGACAUCCGAACCGCUAAAUAAACGUUAUCCGACGCGUGUGCGAAAACAAACCAAAAGACUCAUUGAAGAGUGUUCACUUUGUACAUAA
Messenger RNA from Saccostrea cuccullata (small rock oyster), 1752 nucleotides. RefSeq lists its product as uncharacterized. NCBI's taxonomy places the organism in Eukaryota, Metazoa, Mollusca, Bivalvia, Ostreida, Ostreidae. The record is from RefSeq and is a predicted model, not a curated record. The transcript has a single exon. Gene Ontology annotation, molecular function: nucleic acid binding. Bases 1 to 1752 code for a protein of 583 amino acids. Gene Ontology annotation, biological process: DNA integration.